AUGACGACGGUGAAGUCAUCGUCGCGGUCGCGAGCGACGGCGGCUAGUGUGAAAGAGAAUGGUGUUAAGCUUGAAGAAGGUCUUACUCCGUUCAAGUCUGAUAGAUUUGAUGCUGAGUUCUAUGUUCAGUCUAAUUCUUCUCUCAACGACAAGGAAAUUAAGCAAUUAUGCACGUAUUUAGUAGACUUGAAAAGAGCUUCUGCCGAGGAGAUGCGCAGAAGUGUCUAUGCAAACUAUGCAGCUUUUAUCCGAACUUCCAAGGAGAUAUCAGAUUUAGAAGGCGAGCUUUCAUCAAUCAGAAACCUACUAUCCACUCAAGCUACCUUGAUACAUGGUUUGGCUGAUGGAGUUCACAUUGAUCAAUUAUCGAUCUCCGAUUCUAAUGGUUUUUCUGUGAAUGGUACACUGGACUCUGAAGAUCCCGAAAUUUCAGACCUGGACAAAUGGUUAGUUGAGUUUCCUGAUCUCUUGGAUGUUCUUUUGGCUGAGAGGCGAGUGGAAGAAGCUUUGGCCGCCCUUGAUGAAGGAGAACGUGUUGUCUCUGAAGCAAAAGAGAUGAAAUCUCUCAACCCAUCUUUACUUCUGUCUCUGCAGAGUUCUAUUACCGAACGUAGGCAAAAGUUAGCUGAUCAGCUUGCUGAAGCUGCUUGUCAGCCCUCUACCCGUGGCGCUGAACUCCGCGCAUCAGUUUCUGCCCUUAAAAAACUUGGAGAUGGUCCACAUGCUCACAGCUUGCUACUCAAUGCUCAUCUGCAACGAUAUCAGUAUAACAUGCAAAGUCUCCGACCAUCAAACACUUCAUAUGGAGGAGCAUAUACUGCAGCUCUUGCACAACUGGUAUUUUCUGCAGUUGCACAAGCUGCAAGCGACUCGCUGGCUAUUUUUGGUGAGGAGCCAGCUUAUUCUUCUGAACUUGUGAUGUGGGCUACCAAGCAAACUGAGGCAUUUGCUCUUCUGGUGAAAAGGCAUGCAUUAGCUUCAUCAGCAGCUGCAGGAGGUUUAAGAGCAGCUGCAGAGUGUGUUCAAAUAGCAUUGGGCCAUUGCUCAUUGUUGGAAGCUCGUGGCCUGGCUCUCUGUCCUGUGCUUUUGAAACUUUUUAGACCUAGUGUUGAACAAGCAUUAGAUGCUAAUUUGAAGCGAAUACAAGAGAGUACUGCUGCUAUGGCUGCUGCUGAUGAUUGGGUACUCACAUAUCCUCCUAACGCUAACCGGCAGACCGGUACUACAACAGCACUUCAACACAAACUAACAAGUAGUGCCCAUCGCUUCAAUUUGAUGGUCCAGGACUUCUUUGAGGAUGUAGGACCACUGCUUAGUAUGCAGUUGGGAGGCCAAGCUCUGGAGGGGCUGUUUCAAGUAUUUAACUUUUAUAUGAACAUGCUUAUUAAAGCACUACCAGAAUCAAUGGACGAAGAAGAAAACUUUGAGGGUUCUGCAAACAAAAUUGUACGAAUGGCUGAGACUGAAGCCCAGCAGAUUGCAUUGCUUGCUAAUGCCUCAUUACUUGCUGACGAACUACUUCCACGUGCAGCCAUGAAGCUCUCCUCCCUAAACCAAGAUCCCUACAAGGAUGAUAACCGUAGAAGAACCUCAGAAAGGCAAAAUCGCCAUCCUGAACAACGGGAAUGGAGGAGACGACUUGUGGGUUCAGUUGACAAGUUGAAAGAUACAUUCUGUCGGCAACAUGCUUUGAGCCUGAUAUUCACAGAGGAAGGAGAUAGUCUUCUUACAGCUGACAUGUAUAUAAAUAUGGAAGGAAAUGCAGAUGAUGUUGAAUGGAUUCCAUCUUCGAUUUUUCAGGAACUUUUCAUAAAAUUGAACAGAAUGGCAAAUAUAGCAGCAGAUAUGUUUGUAGGGAGGGAAAGAUUUGCUACACUGCUCUUGAUGAGACUUACAGAAACUGUUAUUUUGUGGAUUUCAGAAGAUCAGAGCUUUUGGGAUGAUAUUGAGGAAGGGCCAAGGCCUUUAGGUCCUCUUGGUCUACAACAGUUUUAUUUGGAUAUGAAGUUUGUUGUGUGUUUUGCCUCCAACGGUCGGUAUUUGUCAAGGAAUUUGCAACGAAUAGUCAAUGAAAUCAUAACGAAGGCAAUGACAGCAUUUUCUGCUACAGGGUUGGAUCCAUAUGGGGAACUGCCUGAAGAUGAAUGGUUUAAUGAAAUAUGUCAAGAUGCUAUGGAAAGAUUAAGUGGAAAACCGAAGGAAAUAAACGGAGAAAGGGAACUUAGCAGCCCUACCGCAUCUGUGUCUGCACAAUCAAUUUCAUCUGUCAGGUCUCAUAAUAGUUCAUAA
Messenger RNA from Lathyrus sativus (Indian pea), 2289 nucleotides. NCBI's taxonomy places the organism in Eukaryota, Viridiplantae, Streptophyta, Magnoliopsida, Fabales, Fabaceae. The record is from the annotation of a GenBank genome assembly.